Messenger RNA from Micropterus dolomieu (smallmouth bass), 2447 nucleotides. RefSeq names its product N-acyl-aromatic-L-amino acid amidohydrolase (carboxylate-forming) B-like. The coding region runs from base 81 to 1091 and encodes 336 amino acids. The transcript is spliced from 7 exons. The record is from RefSeq and is a predicted model, not a curated record. NCBI's taxonomy places the organism in Eukaryota, Metazoa, Chordata, Actinopteri, Centrarchiformes, Centrarchidae. Gene Ontology annotation, molecular function: aminoacylase activity; hydrolase activity, acting on ester bonds.
UUUAGAGUACAGUACAUUUCUAGGGUUUAAAACCGGAACUGCCCCUUUACAGUUUUCCGCAAGCCAGAAAAGCGAGUCAGAUGGAGGUAGACAAAGUGGUGCAUUUGCCAAGGUUGUCCCGGGUCGCUGUGUGUGGCGGUACCCAUGGAAACGAGCUGUCUGGUGUGUACUUGGUGAGAGAGCUGCUGAAGGUGGAGAAGAAAGUGAAAGAGAAAGAGGAGGAAGAAGCAGAGCCUGUUUCAGUGCUGAUGGUGCUGUCAAACCCGCGGGCCAUGCAGCAGUGCCGCAGAUAUGUUGACACCGACCUGAACCGCUGCUUCACCCACGCCACCCUCAAUGGUCCUAUAUCAGACAUGGUGCCCUACGAGGUGAUCAGAUCCCGAGAACUGAAUGCUAUGCUGGGUCCCAAAGGAAGUCCAGAGGCGGUGGAUCUUGUUUGUGACCUCCACAACACCACUGCCGACAUGGGCCUGUGCCUUAUCGCGUACUCUGACUGCGAUUGGAUCUGCAUGCACAUAUUCAGACACCUGCAGAGGCAGAUGCCAGAUAUUCCAAUGAGGUACAUCCACUUUGAUGUCUCCAAUAAAGAAUCGUAUUCCCUUGAUUCAGUGGGAAAACAUGGCUUUGCGAUGGAGAUCGGCCCCCAACCUCACGGUGUGGUGAGGUCAAACAUCUAUACAGCAAUGAAAUUUGGCGUGCAGCACAUGCUUGAUUGGGUCCAUUUCUUCAACUCAGGUACUAUUUUUGAAGGAGGAUUCGUGGACGUGUUCACCAUGGUUAGACACAUCGACUACCCGAGAGACAGCGAGACUCAAAACAUCACAGCAGCCAUUCAUCCUCAACUCCAGGACCGAGACUUCUGCCUGCUCCACCCUGGAGACCCACUGUUCCAGACUUUCUCAGGUGAAACGCUGAGGUAUAAAGGCAAUACACCUCUUUAUCCUUUCUUUAUCAAUGAGUGUGCUUAUUACGAGAAGGGCAUCGCUCUCUCGUUGGCAAGAAAAAGGCGUGUGAUGAUUCCUGCAAUCCGAGUGCAGACAGAACAGGAACAACAAGCUAACCAACAGGGAUUUGCAUCAGAAGAAGAGUGAGGAUGGACUUUUAAAACACCCAACCUGAUGAGACUGAUGUACAAAUACAUUUCUUCAUUGAUUUAUUGAAAUGACAGCAGUUGCUUGGAACCCACAUUUGCUUGCUUACACUCAUACACAAUAUUUAAGUGAACAAUUAUUUACUGUUUCAGCUCACAACAGGAGAAUGAACAACACAUUCACUGUAGAUUCACAAAAGCACAGUCAUACAAUGACAUUUGCUUUUAUAUUUACGCUACAGUUGAUUCAGAGAUAAAUUAAAAGGCUGAAUUUGCAACAUAAUCUGAUUUAUCACCAGACCUUUUUGACAACACACAGUGCAUCAUUUUACAGACAUUCUGUAGUUUUAUGAAACCGUGUGACUGGUCGUAAUUUAUAUAUUUCUGGAGACAUAUUGCAUGGCUUUUAGGGUAAUAAUGGUGUUUUUUUCUGAAUGUCUUAUUUUUGGGACAUUUGCAUCAUCAAAAAAUUUAAAUUCAUUACUGACCACUACAGGAAUAUUCUGGAUAUGUUCAACAAUAUUUUAAGUGCAAAUGAAUACUGUAGCUUAUCACACUAUGGCCUUGAAAUUACAUUCAUAAUGCCUAUCAGGGAAACACACUUUCCCUUAAAUCCUGUUGAAUUGAAAUGGUGAUAACUAUCUAACUAAAAAUUAAGUAACCAAUACAAAUUAAAUAAAUAUAAACAACACAACUGAAUUCAUAAAAGGAUAUGGAAAGGAUUUUAUAUGAGCAUGUAAGGGCAACAACACAAAAUGAUGAAAAACCACUACUAUAUAGAAAAAAAGAAUCUUUUCUGCAAAAGCCUCUAUCAGUCAAAAUAUUAAAAAAAAUGUGCUUGGAAAUAGAAAUGAAAACCAUUCACAAACACGGUCUAUCUCACUGUACUCUUCAUUGACGUCCACAUUCCUCGACUAUGAAGCAGCAGAAGUAAAUAACUAAUUAUGCAACAGCAAUCCUCUGUUUGUCUUUUCCAUAAAUACCUUACGGUUACCUAAAAGGUUUUGUCUUGCCACGAUACUCAGGGUAUGUUCAGUACUGCUGGGCAUAUUUGUAAGUCCAACAAAGAGGAAUUGUCACCACACCCAAAUGGGUGAAUUUGGGUGUGUGAGACUGAAAAUGUCAACCAGACAAAAACAAACCAAUAAAAGAAAAAGGUGUGUCCCAAUACCAUACCACAUACUUAGUAUAGUAUAUAUACUGUUUGUAAUAAUAUCUAUAUUAAGCAGGAAAUAAUAUAAGAUGUGUGCCGAUGGACAUCCAUUAGUCAGAAGAUUUAAACACAUCUGCUUUUGUUUUUUGAUUUCCAAGAAAAAUCCCAAAGUGUCCACAUUUUGAUUAAAAAACAUUUUGAGUA